Elephantulus edwardii (Cape elephant shrew) is the source of this 1401-nucleotide messenger RNA. RefSeq names its product zinc finger protein 605-like. The coding region runs from base 1 to 1401 and encodes 466 amino acids. Gene Ontology annotation, biological process: regulation of transcription by RNA polymerase II. Gene Ontology annotation, molecular function: RNA polymerase II cis-regulatory region sequence-specific DNA binding; DNA-binding transcription factor activity, RNA polymerase II-specific. The record is from RefSeq and is a predicted model, not a curated record. Lineage: Eukaryota; Metazoa; Chordata; Mammalia; Macroscelidea; Macroscelididae. The transcript is spliced from 4 exons.
AUGACCCUCUCGGAGGUAGAUGAUUCAGUGACUGGGGGGUCACUGACGUUGGACGAUGUGACCGUGAAGUUCACCUGGGAGGAGUGGCAGCUCCUGGGCCCUGCUCAGAAGGCCCUGUACUGGGACGUGAUGCUGGAGACCCACAGUCACCUGGUGGCCAUCGAGCAGAUGCCCUUUCCAUAUUGCAGCAGGGAGAGCCACCGCGAACUCUACUGGACAGAAGCCAGGGUGGAAUCUCUUCAGAUCAGAAGUGAGGCCGUAAAGAAUUCCACUGAGCGUCUCAAAGACGAGACAGCCUUGGUUCCUGUGGCCCGCCAGCAAAUUUGUCCAGGAAUCGAAUUCCCCAAAAGCCAGAAAUGCAACCCCACCAAGUCUCCUCUUGUUAAGCAUCAGGAAUCUGACAAGACGAAAAAGCCCCAUGCCUGUAGCGAUUGUGGGAAAGCCUUCCACAGAAGGUCUUUUCUCAUUAACCAUCAGGUCAUCCACACAGGAGAGAAGCCCUGGCGAUGCAGUCUGUGCGGGGAAGCCUUCUUUAAAAAGUCAAAUCUUAGUGACCAUCACCACUCAACACAUAAAGGACAAAAGCCUUAUAACUGCACAGAGUGUGGCAAAGCCUUUUUCCAGAUAAAGCAGCUCAACAUCCAUCAGAAGACGCAUUUGGUAGAGAAACCGCACAAGUGCCUUCAGUGUGGGAAGGGAUUCAUCAAGAAGAUAGGGCUCACCAUUCACCAGCGGGUUCACACUGGAGAGAAACCCUACGUUUGUGGUGAGUGCGGCAAAGGCUUCACAUACAAGAGAGGUCUCAUUAUCCAUCAGCAGACGCACAGUGGUGAGAAGCCCUACUUGUGCAAUGAAUGCGGCAAACGUUUGAAGCAGAAGAAGAGUCUCAUCGUCCACCAGAGAACUCACACGGGAGAGACACCUUAUGUGUGCGGGGAUUGUGGCCGGGGCUUCCAGAGGAAGAGAAGCCUCACCAUCCACCUGCGAAUUCACACAGGGGAGAAGCCAUACGUGUGUGAGGACUGUGGCAGGGGCUUUAGAGAAAAGUCAAGCCUCAUUGCUCAUCAGACCCUUCACACGGGCCAGUUCCCCUUUUCCUGCAGCGACUGUGGCAAGUCCUUCUCCCGGAAAUCAAACUUCAACUCGCAUCUCAAGAUCCACACGGGUGAAAAGCCCUUCGGUUGCAUUGAGUGCCAGAAGACCUUCCACUCCAGGAGAGAUCUCACUGUGCAUCACAGAUCACACACUGGAGAAAAGCCCUUCCAUUGCAGCGACUGCCAGAAGGCCUUCCGCUCCAAGAGAGAUCUCACUGUGCAUCAGCGAUCACACUGGAGAAAAGCCCUUCGAUUGCAGCGAGUGCCACAAGGCCUUCAAGACCAAGAAAGCUUUAACCUUGCAUGA